CCAACCGGAUGCGGAAGACCUGUUGUUAUGGUAACUGUACAAGUUUACCAUGGACGAUUCCGCGUGAUAUUAUUAACGGGCAGGUUAUUUCUGAUUUACUUCAGGAUGGAAGAGACGUGUGCCGCAGAAAAUACUUACAUCAUCAGGCCAAAUUACCAGCACAAGUUUAAAGGCGGCUUGGUGAAGGAGUGCAUCCGGCAAGUGCUGAAGGAGGAGCUGGCAGGGCAGCGGUACGCCGAAGGCAGCGAGCCGCAGCUGUGCGCUUCCGUGGCGGACUGCAUCAGGAAGAGGCUCCAGGAUAUGGGGUUUGACCGAUAUAAGUUUGUGGUGCAAGUAGCAAUAGGGGAGCAGAGAGGCCAGGGAAUCAAGAUGGGUGCCCGCUGCUUUUGGGACGCCGACACCGACGGCUACGCCCAGGACAUCUACAUGAAUGACAGCCUUUUCUGUGUGGCUGCUGCCUUUGGAUGCUUCUAUUACUGAAGAGGGACCGGCUGCAUAUUCGGGAGACAGACUGGCUCCCUGUAGGACAAAGACAGCAUAUCCUGUAUGGACUGAGUGAUCCAUGUUGAGCAAUUUAAAUUUGUACACAGAUCGGGCUCUUCUGGCCCAGCUUGUAGACACCAUCAUUAGUUCUAAUAAUCUAGGACAGUGUUUGCCAAUCCGGUCCUUCGGGACCCACAGCCAGUCCAGGUUUUUGCUCCCUCCCAGCUCCCUGUCAGCCUAUCCCAGAGGACCGGAGUGGAAGCACUGGUCUAAGUAGCAGUGCAGGUAGAACAGGGCCCAUGAGUUCCUUUGGGCCUGUUGGGUUUAUGCCAAAUAUAGCACCUUGUCUGGUUGUGCCAGGCAAGAACAUUCUGCACUAUGUAUAAAAGCUGCAAAUGUUAGCAUUCAGUGAUACUUUAUAACUUCCUUUAUUGAAAAAAAUAUUUUGGGCUAGUAGUUUUUUUCUUUGGGUUUUAUAUAGAGGCCCAUAUAGAGUGAACCUAGGAGGAGAUUGUUCCCUCUUAAAUUUCCUAAUAGUAAUAACACUGAUGAUAAAUAAUAAUAAUAAUAAUAGUACUGAAAAUGUACUGCAGAAAUUAUAAUCUUAGUUUUUCUGGGAAGUGAAUAAAAGUCUAAACAUCA
Messenger RNA from Brienomyrus brachyistius, 1125 nucleotides. RefSeq names its product dynein light chain Tctex-type 2B (gene dynlt2b). Lineage: Eukaryota; Metazoa; Chordata; Actinopteri; Osteoglossiformes; Mormyridae. Gene Ontology annotation, biological process: microtubule-based movement. The coding region runs from base 28 to 480 and encodes 150 amino acids. The transcript has 5 exons. Gene Ontology annotation, cellular component: cytoplasm; cytoplasmic dynein complex. The record is from RefSeq and is a predicted model, not a curated record. Gene Ontology annotation, molecular function: dynein intermediate chain binding.